AUGGCUUCCACAGGCACCAGCCACGUGCCCUCGCUCAACAUGGCUGACCCCCGCCGUCAAGGCGCGGGAGGGACCUGCGUAACCAGAGUGAGGCCGCCGGCGGCGCGCUGGCGCCCUCGGGCGGCCAGAGGUGGCCGCUGCAGGCGGCAGAGGCGGCGAGCCCGUCUCCGGCAGGGCUUCCUGGGCCGCUCCCCUCCGCUCGCUCCGGGAGCCUGCUCCCGCUCGCCUGUGCAGACCUGCAGCGCAGCGCUGCCGGGCCACAAACACACCCAGGAGGGUGUGAGCAGUCGGCAGAGGCGAGCAGGGCUCCGGCAGAGGCGAGCGGGGCUCCGGCACAGCAGCCAGCCCGGCCCCGGCGCUCAGCUGGGCUCCGGCUGCGAGAGCCCCGCGGCCGCAGCGAGCAGCUGCCAGUGGAUCACUGCCAAGAAAGAGAAGAGGAAGGGCCUGAGAACCACCAAGAAGGUGCUCCUGCUGCUGGUGUACUGCGCGCUGAUGAUCGCACUCUACCUGGCUCCCCUGGGGAUCACCUCCCCUUGCAUCAUGGAGGAGAGCCAGCUGCCCCCCAAGCCAGCCCUGGUUGGCCACCGAGGAGCACCCAUGCUGGCCCCUGAGAACACCCUCAUGUCCCUGCAGAAGGCUGUGGACUGUGAUGUGCAGGUCUUUGAGACAGACGUCAUGGUGAGUGCUGAUGGGGUCCCAUUCCUCAUGCAUGAUGAGGAACUCAUCAGGACCACCAACGUGCAGGCUGUGUUCCCAGAGAGGGCUGCCCUGAACAGCACUGCCUUCAACUGGACAGACCUCCAGCAGCUGGAUGCUGGCAGCUGGUUCCUGGAGCGGAGGCCGUUCCCCACCGUGCAGAGUCUGUCUGCCGGCGAUCGCCGGGAGGUGGCCAGGCAGCGGAUCCCCUCCCUGCAGCAGGCCCUGGAGGCAGCCAAGCAGAGCAACAUUUCCAUCAUGUUUGACCUCCGGCCUGAGAACCACAGCGACUACCAGAGCUUCGUCAAUGCCACCCUGGCAGCCAUCCUGCAGUCAGGCAUCCCACUGCAGCAGGUCCUCUGGCUGCCUGAUGGGUUCAGGGAGCAGGUCAGACAGCAAGCCCCAGGGCUUCAGCAAGUCUACGGCCGGAAGAGACUCCAGAAUGAGGAGGAGCCACUGCUGCACGUCAACCUGCCCUACCAGGACAUGAGCUCUGAGGAGAUCAGGCAGUACCGCCAGGACAACAUCUCUGUCAACCUGUACGUGGUGAACCAGCCCUGGCUCUUCUCUGUGCUGUGGUGCUCCGGGGUGAGCUCUGUCACAACCAACGCCUGCCAGGUGCUGAGGGAGAUGGAACGCCCCAUCUGGCUGCUGCCCAGCAGCACGUACCUCAUGAUCUGGAUUGUCACAGACUGUGUUUCUCUCCUUGCCAUCCUCUGGGCCUUCCUCUUGCUGAAGAAAUGCUCCCAGAGAAGACAGCCAGCAGGUGAGUGUGCAUGGAUGGGAGCUCCUCUCCCUGGGAGCCAGGCUGUGCCUGGCCACAAUUCUAUCAGCCGCACUCUGGAAAUGAUGCCAAUGUUCACGGGCCCAGUCAAGUACCUGUACAGAGGGGCGGGCACUGUGAGCUUCUGA
Molecule: messenger RNA, 1608 nt
Organism: Dryobates pubescens (Downy woodpecker)
Lineage: Eukaryota; Metazoa; Chordata; Aves; Piciformes; Picidae
Product: glycerophosphoinositol inositolphosphodiesterase GDPD2-like
Exons: 12
Coding region: 1-1608 (535 amino acids)
Biological process (GO): lipid metabolic process
Cellular component (GO): membrane
Molecular function (GO): glycerophosphodiester phosphodiesterase activity
Source: RefSeq, a predicted model, not a curated record